AAAUGAAUUUAAUAAAAUGAUGACAGUCAUGGAUCACAGUCAGUCUGAUCCAGACGUCCACGUCCUUCAGAGGAGACGAGGCUGUGAGGUUGAGAGACUGUCUGAUGGUUCAGUAAAGUUUCUCAGUGGAUCUGAACACUACAGAUAUGAUGGUCAGGACUUUCUCUCCUUUAAACUUCACACUGAGCAGUGGGAGGCCUUAAAUGAUCAGGCCCUGUCAAUCAAACAGAGGUGGAACAGUAACAUCCCCCUCAAACAGGACACCCUGGGUUACAUUAAGGAAACCUGUGUGGACUGGGCUGAGGAGUUAAUGAAAUAUGAAGAUGAUUACAUCAGAAACUACUAUAUAACAAUGAAAAUUGGGAGGAACCGUUUUCAGGUGCGUGAAAAGCUGGAAUCCACAGGAGUGAGACCAAAUGGAGGUGGAACCCACCAGCUGAGGAUGAGUGUGGAGAUUCCUGAGUCUGAUAGAGCAGAAUUUCGUUGCUUUGUGAACCACAGGGCCCUGGAGACACCAAUAGUGAAGAUCUGGGUGUGGGAAAGUUUGUUUCAUUUUGGAGUUAUCGUUGGAGCUGUGAUCGGAGUUUUGGUAUUAAUAAGUGUGGUGGUGGGGAUUUUGAUCUACAUCAAAACACAUAAAAACAUUACCGCUGCCACCGCAAGUAAUCAGACUGCAAACACAGCCACAUUGAGGAGCAGUGAGGAGUAA
This is a messenger RNA of Chanos chanos (milkfish), 709 nucleotides long. RefSeq names its product major histocompatibility complex class I-related gene protein-like. Gene Ontology annotation, biological process: immune response. The coding region runs from base 17 to 709 and encodes 230 amino acids. The record is from RefSeq and is a predicted model, not a curated record. The transcript is spliced from 5 exons. NCBI's taxonomy places the organism in Eukaryota, Metazoa, Chordata, Actinopteri, Gonorynchiformes, Chanidae. Gene Ontology annotation, cellular component: external side of plasma membrane.